Thrips palmi is the source of this 1020-nucleotide messenger RNA. Its product is annotated as transmembrane protein 267. The record is from RefSeq and is a predicted model, not a curated record. NCBI's taxonomy places the organism in Eukaryota, Metazoa, Arthropoda, Insecta, Thysanoptera, Thripidae. The transcript is spliced from 2 exons. The coding region runs from base 265 to 882 and encodes 205 amino acids.
GUUUUAGUACUUUGUAGUUAUACGUCUUAUGUAGUCACGAGAUUAAUUCUGAAGUGUUGGCAACUUGUUAAUUUGACACCUUGGAGUAAGGUUAUGUUUUCUUUAGCUUUACAAAGGACAGAUGUCCAAAACUGAACGCUGAUGGACCAGUUGGCCUCUGCAACACCCCUUAUUGUGGCAAAAUCGCAAACUUCGUUUAUGUUAGAGCUACUGAAUUGUGCAUUUUAAACUGUCAUGUUAUGAUUGUCAAAAUUUCAAAGUGUAAUGGAUACUUACAUCAUAUUGAGGUGCCUUCUGCUAGGACUGACAGCUAUUUUGGGGGACAAACUUGUUCAAGUGAAUCAGCAUGACGAUAUGAAGAGAGCUCUUUGUGACAAUAUGACACAUGCUGUGAUAGGAUUUCUCACUUGGAUAAGUGUGCAUUGCAAUCUAGGUAAAGGAGCAUUCUCAAGUGGUAGAGUACUUGCUCAGUGCAUUUUGUGCGCCCUGAUUUCAUCGGCCAUUGAUGUGGAUCACUUUAUCUCAGCCCGAUCGUUUCAUCUGAAGGAUGCUACAAAACUAUCAAGACGGCCGUUUCUCCACUGCUCUACUUUGCCAUUAGUGCUGUUUAUUUCAUUAUUAGUUUUAGCCCAUUAUUUACGCAAUACCAACAUUGAAAUUUUUGGUUGGGUACUUUUGGCGGCCUUCAUGAGUCACCACGUACGUGAUGCUGCACGACGUGGAUUUUGGCUUUGGCCUUUUGGCUCUACCGUGCCUCUUGGUACAGGACUGUAUUUGAUCAUUACUGUAUUAUUUCCAUUCCUUCUUAGUUUUGGCAUAAUUCAUACUAAUAGCCGUUUAUUAAGGUCACAAUACCACAGUGAAAGUGUACUAAUUAUUUGACGGGAGGAAUGAUAUGUGAAAAAGGGUCCAGUAUAAAUAGUAAAGAAAUGAUUUUCAAUUUUGAUACCAACAAAAUUUUUUUAGUGUAUGGUAUGGUCUUAUAAGAGUUGACGCACAAAUAAAUUUUAUUCCAAUGUU